UGUUCAUUAUGACACCUGCUGAAUUGUAUUAAGGUAGAGAUGUGAUGAAAAGUUGACAAUAUUUCACUCGCCAGUCGUCAUCAUGCCAAAUGCAAGUUGUACACACUGCCAGCAGCCAGGAAGCAGCGACGCUGAACGUCCACUUUUAGGGGAGCUGGAGAAGCAGUAUUCACCCAGCCGCUGGUCGCACAGAAUGGCGGAGGACGACGUGAUCAAGGCCCACCUCAAGGCUUUAAAAGAAGGUACGGAGCGAGCGCGUGGUUUGGCACAAACUCUACUCAAUGUUCCCUAUGGAGACGGUGAUGGCGAGAGACUGGAUGCAUAUAUUCCCACCACCGACUCUCUCGACAUGCCCCUUGUCAUCUACAUUCAUGGAGGCUACUGGCAGUUUCUUAGCAAAGAGGAGUCGGGAUUCAUGGCCGUGCCGCUCGUGGAUAAAGGUGUGGUGGUGGUUGCGGUCGGCUAUGACGUCGCCCCCAAAGGUAAUAUGGAUCUGAUGGUCUCUCAAGUGCGCAAGAGCGUUGUGUCCGUCGUCCAACAGUAUUCUCACAUCAGUGGUCUGUACCUGUGUGGCCACUCUGCCGGCGCUCACCUGGCUGCAAUGGUGCUCUCCACCGACUGGUCGCAGUAUAGCGUCACGCCUCAAAUUAAAGGGGCUUUUCUUGUCAGUGGUAUCUACGACCUCUUGCCCAUCCUGUCGACCUAUGUCAACGAGCCUUUGAAGAUGACAGAGGAGGUAGCCAUAAGAAACAGUCCCAACAAGUUGAUCCAGCUGCUCAAACUCUCCUCCUGCGGCUGCCAAAUCCUUGUGGCCGUUGCUGAAAACGACUCGCCCGAGUUUCGCAAGCAGUCAGAAGAUUAUUACAAAACGUUGAAGGAAACGGGACUGAAUGUGACCAUGGAGGAUGUUCCUAACACGGACCACUUCAAUAUCAUAGAGCAACUGGUCGAUGGGGAGUAUCACUUAGUAAAGCUCCUGUUGAAGAUGAUGGGGAAGACUUAAGUGGAAGUGAGGAGACUAAUGCACCACAUUGAUGAAUGCUACAUUUCAGGAUCACUUUGCACACAUGCAUUGUACUAACCACUGUCUAAAAGAAAAACUGCAUUACAGUUUUGUAUCAUAUGGUGAGAACUUGUAGGAUAAGUUGCAUUCACUAUUUUUUGUUUUGAUCACAAUCAGUGUGUGUUUGUGUGUAAUUAUGAGAUGUGAACAUGGGCAAAAGUGAUCUUCAACGUUGGUUUGUUUUUAAUGUGGACUGGACUUUCGCUGAUGUGCUGGAUCCACUAUGGACUGGACUUUCACAAUAUUAUGUCAGACCCACUCGACAUCCAUUGCUUUCGGUCUCCCCUAGAGGGGGGGGUUACCCACAUAUGCGGUCCUCUCCAAGGUUUCUCAUAGCCAUUCACAUCGACGUCCCACUGGGGUGAGUUUUUCCUUGCCCAUAUGUGUUGACGUGUUGUGCACGUUUAACUUACAUGUCAUGUUUUAUGCUAAUAUAUGUUGUUUGUAUAUACAGUACAGGCCAAAAGUUUGGACACACCUUCUCAUUCAAUGCGUUUUCUUUAUUUACAUUGUAGAUUGUCACUGAAGGCAUCAAAACUAUGAAUGAACACAUGUGGAGUUAUGUGCUCAACAAAAAAAGGUGAAAUAACUGAAAUGUUUUAUAUUCCAGUUUCUUCAAAAUAGCCUCCCUUUGCUCUGAUUACUGCUUCACACACUCUUGGCAUUCUCUCAGUGGGCUUCAAGAGGUAGUCACCUGAAAGGGUUUCCACUUCACAAGUGUGCCUUAUCAGGGUUGAUUAGUGGAAUUUCUUGCUUUAUCAAUGGGGUUGGGACCAUCAGUUGUGUUGUGCAGAAGUCAGGUUACUACACAGCCGACAGCCCUAUUGGAAGACUGUUAAAAUUCAUAUUAUGGCAAGAGCCAAUCAGCUAACUAAAGAAAAACGAGAGGCCAUCAUUACUUUAAGAAAUGAAUGUCAGUCAGUCUGGAAAAUUGUAAAAACUUUGAAUGUGUCCCCAAGCGGAGUCGCAAAAGUGCUGCAACGAAACUGGCACACAUUAGGACCGACCCAGGAAAGAAAGACCAAGAGUCACCUCUGCUUCUGAGGACAAGUUCAUCCGAGUCACCAGCCUCAGAUCAGAGACCAGAUGAACGCCACACAGAGUUCUAGCAGCAGACCCAUCUGUAGAAUUGUUAAGAGGAGGAAUCAAGCCCUCAUGGUCAAAUAGCUGCUAGGAAACCACUGCUAAGGAGAGGCAACAAGCAGAAGACAUUUCUUUGGGCCAAGAAACACAAGGAAUGGACAUUAGACCAGUGGAAAUCUGUGCUUUGGUCUGAUGAGUCCAAAUUUGAGAUCUUUGGUUCCAACCGCCGUGUCUUUGUGAGACGCAGAAAAGGUGAACGGAUGGAUUCCACAUGCCUGGUUCCCACUGUGAAGCACGGAGGAGGUAUGAUGGUGUGGGGGUGUUUUGCUGGUGACACUGUUGGGGAUUUAUUUACAAUUGAAGGCACACUGAACCAGCAUGGCUACCACAGCAUCCUGCAGCCACAUGCCAUCCCAUCCGCUUUGCGUUUAGUUAAUAUAAAACAUGUUUUCAGUUAUUUCACCUUUUUUUUGGUUAGGUACAUAACUCCACAUGUGUUCAUUCUUAGUUUUGAUGCCUUCAGUGACAAUCUACAAUGUAAAUAGUCAUGAAAAUAAAGAACAUGCAUUGAAUGAGUAGGUGUGUCCGAGCUUUUGGCCUGUAUUUUACAUGUAUUUACCACCUAAAUAUACAAAAUAACUUUGAGUGCACUGUUCGCAAAUUGUACUAUGAGUUAUUAAUGCAGCUUAUAUGAACUAGCAUUCAAAUAAAAACAUAAAAUAAUUGAUGCAUCAACAUGCGACAAUACAGUACAGAGUGCUUUGGGCCAUGUAUAAUAGUAUUCAGAAUAUAUACAUUUCUCAAAUUGCAGUAGUCGUCCCUCGCCACAUUGCGCUUCAAGUAUUGCGACUUCACUACAAUGCAGAUUUUUGGGGGAUAUUUUCUUUUCUUUUAGCAUAUUCUGCACAUUUUCGGGGGCCUAAUUAAGCAUUUGUAAGGUUAAGAAUAGCUCAAUAUACUAAAAAUCUCAGUACUACAGAAGUAUUAUCAAUGUUAAUUAGCCACUAGAAGGGACCAAACCACUCAGAGCGCACUGAUUAGUAUCAUAGCCACUGAUUGGCUCAGCCUGAGGCAGCAAAAUUAUAAUGAAUCAAGAGUGUGAAGGUAUUUAGAUGUUUUUUCAUGAUUAAAGGGCUCUCAAUGUUGAAAAUGUAUUUAGAAGGUUAACGGUUUUAUUUAUGCUGUAGGUAUGAAAAUAUUUGACUCAUAAUAACUUCUACUCGGAGGGAAUUAAUUUAUCCCGAUCCUGUCUGCAACCAAUUAACAGCGAUAAACGAGGGACGACUGUAGUGAAAAAUAAUUCCGUUUAAAAAUACAUGAAGUAUUGUACAAUGAAUAUACAGUAUAACAUAGAUUUUUAUUACAAAAUUGGAUAUAAGAGCAAACAUUUUCACCUGGAAAUCCGCAACACAACCAAUGUUGUAGCACAGAGGUGUCCAAACAUUAAUUUUAGUACUACAACGUCCUGCAAGCCAAUAAAAAAACAACUAACAAAUGGCCCCUAGGACACACUUUGGAGGCCCAUUUUUGUACUUGUAGUAAGAAACAUUAAUAGCACUGCUGUUCACUUAAAAUAAAACCAUAAUGGUUUGUCAUGCUGAAGUAGUGAUCCUCAAACAGGUCCGUUAUACGUGUGCUUCAUCUAGUGCUAUUCCAAAGAAUUAAAUAUUCAAACAUAGUUUUUGCUGUACAAACCAUGUGUAAUGUUAGUGUGCAAACAUAUUAAAUCCCUUCAAUCCA
Molecule: messenger RNA, 3886 nt
Organism: Entelurus aequoreus (snake pipefish)
Lineage: Eukaryota; Metazoa; Chordata; Actinopteri; Syngnathiformes; Syngnathidae
Gene: afmid
Product: arylformamidase
Exons: 11
Coding region: 83-1003 (306 amino acids)
Molecular function (GO): hydrolase activity
Source: RefSeq, a predicted model, not a curated record